AUGCAGCCAUGGUCGCGAGAGGAGGACGCCGUUCUGUUGCGCCACGCGCUGCAGUGCGGCACGAAGCAGUGGGGCGAGCUGGAGAGGAGCGGUCAGCUCAAGAGGAGCAACAAGUCGUGCUGUAACCGUUACAUCUUCCUCCGAAGGAAGUUCACUCAGCACUUUCGCGAGAGCUUCCUGAGAAAUCACCUGGGAGGUGCUGCGUUCCUCCAGGGCGUUUUAUUGGACGGAGACAGUUCGCAGCUGCUCUGUCGGGAUUUCCUGCAGCAGCAGCAGCAGAGCCCGGAGCGCGUGGGUUCAGCUGCUCUCGCGUUCGGAGGGCUGUCGUUUGAUGAGUGCACGGCCGUCUUCUUUGCCCCCAACGCACGCUGCUGCCGCCAAGCACCCUCACUGAACCUCUCUUCUCUCGCCAGCCCCCCUGCCUCCCAAGCCGCCAGCGUCUCUGCCACUGCGGCUGCUUCUAUUGCCGAGUUUCCAGUGUCCCAUCCCGUUGCUGCUGCCACCAAUGCUGCUCCGCGUCGUGCGCUGAAGCGACCAAGGGACGACUCCCCCACGCUUGGGGCACAGCAACCGCUGCUCGGAGGGCGCGAGAGCUGCUUCGUGCCAAGGAAGUUGGUGCGAGGCGGGGUGUUGCGAAGCACGGAGCGCCUUCAGUCAGUGGCAGAGCUGUUUGAGCAACAGGGGGCGAGCAGCCGCGCACAGGCAGCGGACGAAUCCCUUCUGGAGGCGCUGCUGCAGGAGGAGCAUCGCCAGCAGCAGCAGGGAGGAGUGGGUAGCAAGGUGCAGCGGGUGUUGUGGCCACGCGUUGGGUCGGAGAGUGCCCUUCCAGACGACGUGCAGCUGGGGUGCAGCAGUGACAAACCUGCCUCCAGGCAACGAGCUGCUCCGUCUGCUCCUCCGCCCACCCAGCCGCACGAAGCACUGGCAGCGUCAAUGCCUUCCCAGGUCGCUGCUCUGCCUGGCACCGCUCCCUGCUUUGGCAAUUCCACGCCUUGCUUUGGGGAUUUCGCUCCUUGCAUUGGGGAUUUCGCAGUGCACCAGGAGGAGUGGCUCCGCGUUGCGUCAGAGAGUGCCCUUCCAGACGACGUGCUGCUGGGACUCUGCUGCGAGGACCCUGCCUCUGCGCAACGUUCUCCUCUGUCUGCUCCUGCACCCGCCCAGCCAUUCGCAGCACCGAUGCCCUCGCCGCUCGCUGGUCUCCCUAGCCCCGCUCGUGGUAGCGCGAGCAGGCACGUUACAGCGAUGCUUGCCGGGAGUACCUGUGGCACGCAGGAGCAGGAAUACCUGGAUUCAUGCUUUGACGUGCUCGGCAACAUAACCAACACUGACAACAAUGACAAGCACAGUGGCAGGGACAACGGUGCGCUCUUUCUCGACACGCCCGUGGCUCACGUGCUGCUGGGUGGGAGUGCCCUCGCCGUGCCCUUGGCGAGUGGACCUCAGGCUGAGGGGCCUGCCAUCCCACGUGCUGCUGCCACAGCCCUGCCAGAGUGGGCGGAGGAGCAGGGAGCGGUCGGGGAGGGAGUCGCCAAGGGGCACAGGCAGCAGCAGUUUCUCACCCAGGAGGGCGUGCUUGCGCAGUGGAAGCCUUGUCAGUACCUUGAGCUUGACCGCAUGCUCUCCCUGCCACCGCACCAGCCACAGCUGCAGUCACAGCCACAGCUGCAGUCACAGCCACCGCCACAGCUGCUCCCAAAGCCACUCUUACACCACGCCCGGCCGUGCUGCAGCCCAUCCCCACUGGUGGUGAUUUACUGGCUCUCUGCAGCCCCUUACUUCCUCCGUUGCCUGGCAUGA
Messenger RNA from Closterium sp. NIES-65, 1797 nucleotides. The record is from the annotation of a GenBank genome assembly. Lineage: Eukaryota; Viridiplantae; Streptophyta; Zygnematophyceae; Desmidiales; Closteriaceae.